Postia placenta MAD-698-R-SB12 is the source of this 1048-nucleotide messenger RNA. RefSeq lists its product as hypothetical. The coding region runs from base 39 to 920 and encodes 293 amino acids. Lineage: Eukaryota; Fungi; Basidiomycota; Agaricomycetes; Polyporales; Adustoporiaceae. Gene Ontology annotation, molecular function: oxidoreductase activity, acting on NAD(P)H, oxygen as acceptor. The record is from RefSeq and is a predicted model, not a curated record. Gene Ontology annotation, cellular component: intracellular anatomical structure. The transcript is spliced from 7 exons.
CUCUCCGACCAGGCUCAUCUUUUGCAUUCGAGACUCCUAUGGCACCAACCGACUCCCAAGUACACCCCGUCAUCCAUGAAGGUCGAGUCGCCGUGAUCACUGGCGCGGCCAGCGGGAUCGGGCGUGCUGCAGCCCUGGAACUGGCAAAGAUCGGUCUGAAGAUCGCCGUUGCCGACGUCAACGAGGACGGCCUGCUCCAGACCGGCGCGGAGGUCGCGAAGAUCGUCGGCGAGGCGAACGUGCUCGUCGUGCCGACCAACGUCAGCAAGCUCGACGACGUCGUCCGGCUGCGCGACAAGGUGUACGAGGCGUGGGGCGAGGUCGGCGUGCUCAUGAACAAUGCGGGUAUCGGAUUGAACGGCACGUCCUGGGAUGGGCUGGACAACUGGCACAAGAUCUUCGAUGUGAACGUCUUCGGCAUCGUGAACGUCCAGCAGACAUUCGUGCCGUCCAUGCUCCACCAGGAGAACCCUGCAGUCAUCCUCAACACGGGAUCCAAGCAGGGUAUCACGAACCCUCCAGGGAACGCGGCCUACAACGCUUCCAAGGCGGCCGUCAAAUCGCUCACAGAAGGACUCGCACACGAGCUCCGCGGCACACCCGAGUCCAACCUCACCGCCCAUCUCCUUAUCCCUGGGUGGGUGUGGACGGGCAUGACAGGCGCAAACAGCGGCGCAGAGAAGCCCCAGGGCGCCUGGACACCCCAGGAGACUGUGCUUUACGCGCUUGACCAGGUGCGCCAGGGCAAGUUCUACAUCCUUUGCCCGGACAACGAGACCCGUCGCGAGGUCGACCAGCUCCGCAUCAUGUGGACUGCGGGCGACGUCGCAGAGGGCCGCCCUGCGCUCAGCAGAUGGCACCGGGACUACAAGCCGCUCUUCGAGGAGUAUCUCAAGGACGGACUGUCUCAGCUCGACUAAACGUCGGCCACCCGGGUGGCCAGUAGCAGGAGGUAAAAUAACGAAGAGAGGGAAAGGGAAAAUAUGUAUGUAUUUCUAGAGAGGAUACCGUCAAUAUAGGAUGCACAAAACCUGCUUGUGAUGUUUCA